CCGGGGCAGCUAGCUCCGCUGUGGCUCCACUCCCACUGCAGACUGACCUCCGCUCCCAACAUGGCUGGUGUUCGAGCCUUUGGUAUUCUCUCAAGAUUUUCGGCAAGGCGAUAUGCUCUAAUGUCAGGCAGUACUUUUCGAACCUUCUCAGUAGCUCCUGCCGUGCUCGCUCGAACCCAUGUGAAUUAUGAAGUCAAGGGUGAUGUUGCUGUUGUACGAAUUAAUGACCCAAACUCCAAGGUGAACACGCUGUCCAUUCAAAUGCAAAAGGAGAUGACAGAAGUAAUGAAUGAAGUGUGGGCCAACAAUGCCGUCAAAAGUGCUGUCCUCAUCUCCUCAAAGCCAGGAUGUUUUAUUGCAGGAGCUGAUAUUAAUAUGAUCCAGGCCUGCGACAGUGUGGAAGAAGUUAGUAAACUUUCUCAGGAGGGUCAGAAGAUGUUCGAGCAGAUUGAAAACUCUCCAAAGCCCAUUGUUGCUGCCAUCAAUGGUUCUUGUUUAGGAGGCGGCUUAGAGUUUGCCAUUGCCUGCCAGUACAGAAUUGCAACAAAAAGCAAGAAAACAAUCUUGGGUACUCCUGAAGUAAUGCUCGGUCUUUUACCUGGAGCCGGUGGAACACAGAGACUACCAAAAAUGGUUGGUCUUCCCAGUGCCUUUGACAUGAUGCUAACAGGACGAAACAUAAGAGCAGAUAAAGCCAAGAAGAUGGGGCUCGUCCACCAACUUGUAGACCCUCUUGGGCCGGGACUGAAGAGUCCAGAGGAAAGAACUAUUGAAUACCUGGAAGAAGUUGCUGUUGAAUGUGCCAGAGGCAUCGCCAGCAAGAAAAUCCCUCUUCACAAAGAGAAAAACAUGAUGCAAAAAAUUCAAGACUACGUGAUGAGCUUCGAGUUCGUACGGAAUCAAAUUUACAAAACAGUCCAUGGUAAAGUCAUGAAACAGAGCAAAGGGCUUUACCCAGCGCCACUAAAAAUCAUUGAAUGUGUGAAGACAGGAAUCGAACAGGGUCCUGCUGCAGGAUACUUGGCGGAGUCUCAGAAUUUCGGCGAGCUGGCGAAGACGUCAGAAUCAGCAGCCCUGAUUGGUCUGUAUCACGGUCAAGUGGCGUGCAAGAAAAAUCGCUUUGGGACUCCUGAGAGAGAAGUAAAAACUCUGGCCAUCUUGGGAGCAGGUCUGAUGGGAGCAGGUAUCGCCCAGGUGACCGUGGACAAAGGUGUGCACACAAUCCUGAAGGACACCACAGUGGAGGGGCUGGCCAGAGGAGAGCAGCAGGUUUAUAAAGGGCUUAAUGACAAGACCAAGAAGAGGAGCAUCACUUCGUUCGAGAGAGACUCCAUCCUGUCCAACCUGACCGGCCAGCUGGAUUACCGGGGCUUCGAAAAGGCUGACAUGGUCAUUGAAGCAGUGUUUGAAGACAUCAACAUCAAGCAUGCUGUGCUGAAGCAGGUGGAAGCUGUGGUGCCCCCUCACUGCAUAUUUGCGAGCAACACAUCCGCUCUGCCCAUCAAGGACAUCGCUGCUGCCAGCAAAAGACCAGACAAGGUGAUUGGGAUGCACUACUUCUCUCCAGUGGACAAGAUGCAGCUUCUGGAGAUUAUAACCACAGAUAAGACGUCUAAGGACACGACAGCCUCGGCGGUGGAAGUCGGCUUAAAGCAGGGCAAAGUCAUUAUAGUUGUCGGGGAUGGACCUGGCUUCUACACAACAAGGUGUUUGGCUCCCAUGUUGGCUGAAGCUGUGCGAGUACUGCAGGAAGGUGUUGACCCCAAGAAGCUGGAUGCCCUCACGACAAGCUUUGGGUUCCCAGUGGGUGCUGCCACGCUGGCUGAUGAGGUCGGCAUUGAUGUGGCAGCGCACGUAGCUGAAGACCUGGGCAAAGCUUUUGGCUCUCGCUUUGGUGGUGGAGAUGUGGGGGUUCUAAAAACCAUGGUGGACCUGGGAUUUAAAGGACGCAAAUCAGGAAAAGGUUGCUACAUCUACCAACCAGGAAGCAAAGUCAAAGAAGUCAACCCAGAGAUUGGAGACAUUCUUGAUAAAUUUAGGAUUACACCAAAUCCUGCUGUCUCGUCAGACUCUGACGUGCAGUUCAGGCUUGUGUCACGAUUUGUCAACGAGGCCUUGCUGUGUUUGCAAGAAAGCAUCCUGAACGGCCCGUUGGAAGGAGACAUCGGGGCUGUGUUUGGGCUCGGCUUCCCCCCCUUCCUUGGAGGACCUUUCCGAUUUGUGGACACCUUCGGCGCGGACAAGCUGGUCGAGAAGAUGAGGCAGUUUGAAGCCGUCUAUGGGAACCAGUUCACGCCGUGCCAGCUCCUCCUGGAUCACGCAAAAGAUUCCAGCAAGAAAUUUCACAAGUGACCGACUGUCCUCGUGCGCAGGAGCUCAGAAUCAACUCGCUGCCACUAGAACGUGCCUAACAGACAAACCGACAGUUUAUUGGGUACACCCAACUCAGGGCGGCGCCUGCAGUAAUUCUGAACCAAAGUGUUGCUCCUGAUCCGGUUCGUGGCAGCUUUGAUCGUUUUGCUGCUACUGAGUCCAUGACUGAUUUAAAAAAAGGAGGCCCCUGUGAGAAAGUGGAUGCUGACGUGUAUUUCAGCCAGGUGUACCCAAUAAACUGGUUGUAAAAGCAGAAGGUGAAUUUACUAUUUUUUUUACUUCAAUAUUAACUUGAAGGGGCAGUGGGAGGUUAAUGAUCGAAACGUUUCAUCUAUAAAAGAUUUGUGGAGAAGUAGUGGCCUCUUCCAGCUGAAUUCUCACUGAUGAAUGUUAGAAGGUACCGUAUGUGGUUCAUUACGUGUCUUUUUGUACAUUAAAGGCGUCGUUGCUAGGUAUGGACAAUUGUGUAAAUGUUUAACUUCAAUAAAAAAUGUUAGAGGAA
Nematolebias whitei (Rio pearlfish) is the source of this 2875-nucleotide messenger RNA. It is a transcript of the gene hadhab, whose product is annotated as hydroxyacyl-CoA dehydrogenase trifunctional multienzyme complex subunit alpha b. The transcript has 20 exons. Gene Ontology annotation, biological process: fatty acid beta-oxidation. The coding region runs from base 61 to 2352 and encodes 763 amino acids. Gene Ontology annotation, cellular component: mitochondrion; mitochondrial fatty acid beta-oxidation multienzyme complex. Lineage: Eukaryota; Metazoa; Chordata; Actinopteri; Cyprinodontiformes; Rivulidae. The record is from RefSeq and is a predicted model, not a curated record. Gene Ontology annotation, molecular function: enoyl-CoA hydratase activity; long-chain (3S)-3-hydroxyacyl-CoA dehydrogenase (NAD+) activity; NAD+ binding.